CUGGACUUCUGUUCGCUCGCUGCCAUCAGCAGCGUCGGGUACACCUAGCCAUUAUCAAAACGUCCACCAAGCAGCACUCCCGCAAUCGCAUAUUCGGUGCUACUCGGCAAGCCAAGACGGCCAAGAGCGUCAACAAUCUCGGCACACGGUGGAGGGCACGACGCUGCAGUGCAACUGUUCUGUGGAUAAGACGUACGCUGUUGUUGCUUUCGACCACCAUCAUCAUCCACCCCACGAAACAUGAGUCUCUUCGCGUCCCGCCCGCCCUCGGGCAUCGACUCCCGUCUCUCGUCAGCCUUCUCGAGCCCCCGCGUCUCUCUCUCCCGCCAGGUAUCGGCGGCGUCGGACGGUUCGAGCAACGCUGGGCCGUCGCGCAUCGCGACUCUCCGCGCGGGCAACGCCCAGACCCGGCUGGAGCGGCGGCGCGCAGUGCCAGACUACAUGAACCAGUCUGUGACAAUCACUCCCAAACUGUCCACGCUCACGACCACCAAGGCGCUUGUCGCUGCCCUCGACCUCGACGUGUGCCUGCGCGACCCAGCCUACGCAUACAAGUUCACCAAGGCCUACGUCGAGAACAAGAGCAAGCGGCGCGGCGCGGCCGUGCUAGCUGACAAGCUCGAGGCAGUCGAACGAGCGCGCCCAGAGCACGCCGACGCGCUCCACGCAGUAAGGAUAGCCUUCAACCUGCCCCCAUCGCGCGUCCUGCCGCCGCCCUCCGAGCUCGCGACACUGCUACAGCACUCGGCGCCGACAGCCCGCGGCGAGGUGACGGAGACGCGCGGCGCGCGCGUCGAAGCACUCAUGGGCGCGCCCGUCGCCGUCACCCGUCCCCUCGGCGCAGACGACCUCGACGUCGACGGGCAGGCCGGCCUGCCGGCGUACGCGAAGGACGACCCUGAGCCCGAGGCGACAAGGCUGCUCGACCUACGUCUGCGCGCCAUCGCAGCGGGGGGUGCCGCAGCCGGCGUCGGUGUAGACCUAGAAGAAGGAGAAUCACAAGACUACAGGGACGACGCGCCGCCACCGCCGCCACCACCCCCACCGUCGCCUGGCUUCGUACCCCGCGCCUUUCCUGCCGCCGAGGCCGCGGCGAUUGACCCGCUGCGAUGCUAG
Molecule: messenger RNA, 1116 nt
Organism: Vanrija pseudolonga
Lineage: Eukaryota; Fungi; Basidiomycota; Tremellomycetes; Trichosporonales; Trichosporonaceae
Exons: 4
Coding region: 241-1116 (291 amino acids)
Source: RefSeq, a predicted model, not a curated record